Saccostrea echinata is the source of this 1890-nucleotide messenger RNA. Its product is annotated as transcription factor IIIB 50 kDa subunit-like. Gene Ontology annotation, biological process: transcription initiation at RNA polymerase II promoter; transcription preinitiation complex assembly. Gene Ontology annotation, molecular function: RNA polymerase II general transcription initiation factor activity; TBP-class protein binding. Gene Ontology annotation, cellular component: nucleus; transcription preinitiation complex. Bases 26 to 1507 code for a protein of 493 amino acids. The transcript is spliced from 2 exons. The record is from RefSeq and is a predicted model, not a curated record. Lineage: Eukaryota; Metazoa; Mollusca; Bivalvia; Ostreida; Ostreidae.
CUUAAUAUUUGAUAGAACUUCGGAAAUGGCGACGAAAUGUGGUUUUUGUGGAGAAAAUGCUGUCGUUUCCGAGUCCGAUGGAUCGUCUGUGUCGAUGCGAGUUUGUCAAGAAUGUGGGUCUAUUGACCAGGAAAACUUCAUUGUGGAAGAAACAUCAUUUACCAGGCAAUGCGACAAUACUUCUGCCCACGAAUUUAAACAGAGUUUGUCCAGAACCGCCCGAAAUGCUCUCUCAAUAACAACACCACAGGGACUAAAAUCGGGCAAAAAUCGAAUAAGGGUAAUUGGACAGACUUUCAAGAUGGGCGCUCCUGUGAUUGAUGAAGCAUUAAAUUUGUACGAAAGACUUUUUAAACACCCGGACAUUAUUAACAAGACUAUAUCUAACAAAUUGCUUUUAGCAGCUGCAUGCAUGUAUAUUAUGAUGCGUCAGAAUAAUAUUCCAGUGUCAAUCAGAUGGUUUUGCAAGGUUUCAGACAUAUCUGUGAAUGAUUUCUCAAGUAAUUUUCUCCUUGUUCUGAAAGCAAUGGAAAUCACUCUAAUGCACCCCAGCAUAGGGUCCAGAAUUGCUGAUGUGUUGGCACCUGCAAAGUUAAGUUCCAAGACUGUCAAUUUAACCCGUGAAGUUAUUCAGCUUUGUGAAAAGGUAUGGAUUGUGAGUGGUCGCUCGCAUUCACCAAUCAUUGUUGCUGCUUCUCACAUAGCUUGGUAUUCUUUAAGUGAACAUAUGGGAAGAAAAUCAUCACUUCGUGAUUAUUGCAGGGACUUUGGAUUCUCUUUUUCAGGAUCAAUUGCAGAUCGAAGCAAAGAAAUUCAUGACACCAUCUUUGAACUUGGAAAAAUUCUACCAUGGGUCACAAGACAUUACAAGGAUAAGAAGUUAUUCAUUCGGAAAUAUCUUCCUGAAAUAAUUAAAUACAGGGAAAGCUUACUACAUAAGCAUAAAAUAGAGGUGAAAGAAAAGUGUGUAGAAGUGAUCAAUGUGAAGUCUGAAAAAAAUCCAUCAGAAAUAGUUGAAGGUAAGGUGGAAGAAAGUUCCAAAGCAUCAAACAUUGAAAAUGAGACCAAACAUAAUCACACGUCUCAAACUUCUUCAAAAGAAACAAACAGUUGUGAUUUUGAACUUAAAAAUGUUGAAAUUAAGAAAAAUCAACAAAGUCCAUCUCAAAAUGAUGGGAAGAAUGUUUCAAUAGAAUGGGAUAAUAAAUGUACGAAAAAUUCAGGCACUUUUGCUGCAGUUCAUGAAGUUGUUUAUGAAAGUGAUUCAAAUCUUCGGAAAAAUUUAUUCAUUCCUCCUAUCUUGAAAAAGCCACGGAAGAGAAUUUAUUAUGAAGCUAUGGGAGAUUGUGAGGGACUUGAUUCAGAUGAUGAGUUGACAGAAUUACAGGAAAAAGACGUUGAUAAAUAUAUUAGAUCAAAUGAUGAAAUAAACAUGAUAAGGCAGGUGAAACUAUAUAAACCUGAUCAAGAGGAAGCUAAAGUUGAAUUAGGUCCAACUGGAAAAUAGAUUUUUCCAUUGAUAAUCAUUGUAUUCUUUUAUUAACCAAAAUGUACUUCCAUGCCUGUUGGUGCCUAAUCGCUGUCAUAUUUCAAGUGGAAUGAGUGAGCUCCUCCUUCUGUACCUAUGACUGUUAAUAUUUACAAACAUAUCAUUUCUGCAGUUCUUUUGCCUAAGGGAGCUUUGCAAGAGUCAUGUCUAUUCAUGUCAGAGAUCCAAUUUGCAUAUAUAUAUAUAUAUAUAUACAUGAAUUUAAACCACUGCUUUUCAACAUAGCAUAAAUUCUUCGUGGCUUUUGCCAUUAAUCCUCUUUUUCCAUUUUUCAUCAUAUGCUGGUCUUCGUCAUGUGAAUAAUGGGUAAAAGGAAAAUAGUGAACAUAUGAAAUUUAAAA